AUGAACUACUUGGCUUGCUUAAGCCGUUGCUUUGGUUUAGCAGCGGGCAACGUGAAGGUAUCUCAGUUUGAGCAGGCACUAAAUGAGAUUCAGCUCGACACAUCAACUAUGGGUAGCAAUGUGGUUAUAAUUAAAAAAGGAAGACGAAUUUGCGGAAAAGGAGGGGCAAUAUGUAAUUUUCCAAUCGUUCAAAAUAAAGCGUACUUUGAAGCAAAAAUUCAGCAGUCUGGCAUUUGGGGAGUUGGCCUUUCAACUAGCAAUGUAGAUCUCAAUUUAACACCUCUAGGAACUGACAAUCAGAGUUGGAUCUUGCGACAAGACGGCAAGAUUGUUCACAAUAAUACAGUAUUACACGAAAUCACAAAGCCCAUCCAGGAGGGUGACAUCAUUGGCGUUUCAUUCGAUCAUGUCCAGCUGAAGUUCUACAUCAACAACGUCCCAAUGGACUAUGAGGUGAGCAACAUCAAAGCGGGGAGCGAGGACAUUUACCCCGUAGUGUACGUUGACUCCGGUGCCAUCAUCGACAUGGUCUUCUCGCAUGCAUCCUUUGCCUACCCACCGCCGCCUUCAUACGAUGCCAUCCUCAUCGAAAAGGUUCUCCUAUGA
Rhagoletis zephyria (snowberry fruit fly) is the source of this 606-nucleotide messenger RNA. The record is from RefSeq and is a predicted model, not a curated record. NCBI's taxonomy places the organism in Eukaryota, Metazoa, Arthropoda, Insecta, Diptera, Tephritidae.